CACGCCCCCUCGUCACAGGACACGCCCCCUCAUCACAGGACACGCCCCCUCGUCUCAGGACACGCCCCCUCCUUUGUCUCCAGACCAGGUGGACGAGUGAACAGGUGAACCGGUGAGUUUGGGGGCAGCAGAGUCCCGCACAUGAGUCUGGACUACAGGACUCGAAACGGUCUGGAUCUGGUCUGGACUAAUAACUGGACUCGGUUCAAAGUCCAGUCUGUGUCUCUGUGUGUCUGUGUCUGUGCUCGAUCACAAGUCAAACACGGAACAUGGCGGGUCCGUCCUCGGUCCGGGUCUUUGGUCUUCGGGUGGGUCCGGGUUCGGAGCUUCUCUCGUCUCUUCAGGACUUCGUGGAUCAGAAUCGACUCCGAGCUCCGUUCAUCGUCACGUGUGUCGGCAGCGUCACGUCGGCCCGACUGCGGCUCGCGCACGCCACCGCCGACAACACCAACCAGGUUCUGGAGCUGAGCGGUCACUUCGAGAUCGUGUCUCUGGUGGGGACGCUGAACCCUGAGGCCCACCUGCACCUGAGCCUGUCGGACAGCAGGGGGCACACGGUCGGGGGUCACGUCCUGGGGAACCUGAAGGUCUUCACCACGGCCGAGGUCGUGAUCGGAGAAGCUCAAGACCUGAGCUUCACCCGAGAGAUGGACCCUCAGACCGGAUUCCCCGAACUCGUGGUCCAGCCCAGGAGCUCGGAGGAGACCAAAGACCAGACCAAGGACUAGACCAAAGACCAGACCAAGGACUAGACAAGGACCAGACCAGGGACUAGACCAAGGACCAGACCAGGACUAGACCAGGGACUAGACCAAGGACUAGACCAAGGACUAGAUCAAGGACCAGACCAGGGACUAGACCAAGGACUAGACCAAGGACUAGACCAAGGACCAGACCAAGGACCAGACCAGGAACCAGACCAGGAGCUCGGAGGAGAACAAAGACCAGACCAAGGACUAGACCAAGACCAGACCAAGGAGUAGACCAAGGACUGGACCAAGGACUAGACUGGACCAGGGACCAGACCAAGGACUAAACCAAGGACUAAACCAAGGACUAGACCAAGGACUGGACCAGACCAAAGACCAGACCAGGGACCAGACCAGAGCCCAGAGACCUGGACCGGUUUCACUGAUGUUGUUGUAUUGAAUUUAUAAAUUUGCCAAAAAUUUAAUUCUGUGUAAAAUGUUUCCAGAUAAAUGUUUGUAAAAUCCUU
Boleophthalmus pectinirostris (great blue-spotted mudskipper) is the source of this 1216-nucleotide messenger RNA. Its product is annotated as bifunctional protein GlmU-like. The record is from RefSeq and is a predicted model, not a curated record. The transcript has 4 exons. The coding region runs from base 270 to 728 and encodes 152 amino acids. NCBI's taxonomy places the organism in Eukaryota, Metazoa, Chordata, Actinopteri, Gobiiformes, Gobiidae.